This is a messenger RNA of Nematostella vectensis (starlet sea anemone), 13851 nucleotides long. RefSeq lists its product as uncharacterized. The transcript has 18 exons. Gene Ontology annotation, molecular function: protein binding. The record is from RefSeq and is a predicted model, not a curated record. Bases 1298 to 12673 code for a protein of 3791 amino acids. Lineage: Eukaryota; Metazoa; Cnidaria; Anthozoa; Actiniaria; Edwardsiidae.
GUAGUUGCAUUGACAACUUAACUACCGGUACUCUGUUUCACAGAGGAGUAAAAUAUGCUUUUUAACCUUGGGUUGAUUUACACUCUUUUUUAUAAAAACGUCUAAUUUUCAGUUGGGGCUAGGCCGUUUUUGUUUUGGUCAUUGUAAGGCUGAGUAUGUUAUUUUAUUAUAUAUAAAGAAUAUAAUACCCAAUGAAUUAUUAGGAAGAGAAUAACACUAAUGAUCAAUAGCAAUAAUAAGGUUGUUAGUAUGAGCACAAUUUGAUUCUGCAUUUUAGAACGCAUCAGGCCUAAAAAAAAGGUUUUUUCUGCUAUUUCAGCCUUGACAUGUUCUUAGCAUGUUCUUAAAAAUUUGGUGAAAUGUCAGACUGGACAUUCUUAUUAAAAAAACGAGUGUAUUGCUUAUCUACACCAUGCCUGAGUAGACCAACUGGUUUUUCUACAGCUUGUCUGUAGUCUUUCUUGUCAUACCAUUGUUUUUUUGUGUGUGCAACUGCUGUGUUUCCUAAACUGAGGGCCUGCUCUUUUUCUGUGCAUUCUUAAUGGAUAAUAUAUGAUCUUUUUCAGAGACGAGUGAUAUGACUAGGGCAAGAACACUGGGAAAUUUGUGUAAAAAAGGAACAUUUCUCUGCUAUGAAUAUAUACCCAGUGCAAACAUUUUAAUGUAUAAAAAAAAAACAUUUCAACGGAUAGCUACAGUGUGCAUUUAAACAACUGAAUAUUCAUGCGAUCAAAACGAAACCACGGGUAUCCCGUGAAGCGUAUAUUUAUAAUUAUUUUUUUAAAAGAAAAUUAAACGAUGUAGUUUCCCAUUCCCGCAUGGUAGUCUAUUUUAAAGCAUUGCUGCUCGAGCGUUAUCUGCUAAAAUCUAGAUGUGGACUACGUCCUAAGCAUUAGAAUGGCGUAUGCCGUACCUCUUGUGUCUUGGCGUGACGUCACGUUAUUUAGAGUCCACGGUCGUGGAAGAAAGGACUCUAAAGCAAACAGGGAUUUGAUUUAUGCCGAAAACAAUGACAUAGCUUGCUGUUGAUCAUUUGAAUGUUUUACUAUUGGUUCGGAUUAUAAUUCCUUGGAUAUGAUUCACAGAAGAUUGCAUCACAAAUGGCAUGGAAUUUGAAAAGGGGCAAGUAGUCUGAAAUGGCGCUAAAAUACGGUUCGUAGUGUAAGAUACAACAUGACAAAGUACUUACUUAUUUACGAUUUCUUGGAGGGAAAUUAGACCGUUGUCGGUUAGAACAAGGCACGUUGUUGUGAUAUCUAAUGAAUAAAAGAAUGCAGAAUUUUGCUGCACCGUGAAUAUGGAAAACAAUGAUUGUGAAGUUCAAAUUGCUUCUGGAUCUACUUCGGAGCAGACCGAUGGCAGACAAAUUUCCAGCAGAACUUCGAAUUCGACUACCACUACGAAAUCCAAAUAUGGCGGAACCAUGGUCUUUGAGUUUAAGAACUGUUCACCUAACUUUGGGAUCAAGUUGGAUAACAAAGAAACAGCUACCAAACAUUUAACAAGUUCACGAACGACCCUAGGAAAUGCACGAAUUUCAGAAAUACAACCCAAAAGUUUGGCUUUUUCCGAUGGAAGGUUGACAGUUGGUGACAAAAUUCUUGCAAUUAAUGGAAAGGAUCUAUCAAAAGCCAGCGUUGAAAGAACUAGACUCUACCUGAACAGUGCAUUGCGUGGUGGAAGGCUUUCACUCACUAUUUCUAGAGAAGCACCUGCCUUGAAUAGUGGCGAUGCUGAUCAGGGCCAGAAGACCAGGUUGUUGGAACAGAAACGUGUGGCUAAGAAGAUUCACAUCCUUAAAGACUCAAGAGGGCUAGGGUUACAAAUAGCUCAAAGAACCGACCCAGCUUCUGGUGCAACUGGGAUAUUUGUGUCUCAUCUUGAUGCUGGAGGUGCUGCUGCAAGGGAUGGUCGUAUUAAGGAGGGCGAUGAGCUGCUUUGGAUCAACAAGCACAGCCUGAUUGGUGUAACACAGCAACAAGCGGUCGACUUUUUGAGAUCUUCCCCUCGCCUCAUCCAAAUGGUCAUAUCUACAAAGGAUGAGGGGAAAUCGGCUUCGACAAAAAGACUAAGGACACCAUCUAAAGAAGAUAUAAAAGCCUCUCCUUUAAACAACAACACAAUAGAACAAGUCGGUGUGGAAAAAAGCACUCGCCAAAAAGCGAAAACGGGUCUAGGUUCAAAUGAUAAAAAGCUGGAAAACAGUAAAGCGCCGUCUAAACAAGGCACAAGGGGACACGGUUUAAAAGGAAGUGAGCAAAAGCCGAAAGAUAUAACAUCCGCAACAUUAAGUUCACAUGGGAAGAGAAAUGGAACGGAAUGGGGAAGUAAAACGCCACAGGAAAAAGUAUUUAAACGCAGUAAGACCCCUGGGAUCAGCGAGGAAAAUAUGAGAAAUGGUUAUUAUACGGGUGUUAAAAUCGAUUUAGGUAGAGCUGGUAACGAAACGAUAAUUCAAGAAAAAGAGGAGUUGGUUAAACCACAAAGAAGAAAAAAUAGUUUCGAUCACGUAAACGAAAAUGUAAUGGAUAAAACAAAAAUUAGUUCACUCAAUGGUGUUCUAGAAAGUGAGAAAAUUGAAGCCACUUCAACGAGGAAAACAGAGUCAGAGCCUUCAGACAAAGCUGGAAAUAAAUCGAAUGGGACAAAGAAAGAAAGAGCCAAUUCAAAAACCAAGAGUAUUUUUCCUCGACUGACAAAAGCUCAAUCUUUGGAGUCACUCCAAAGAACAUCUAGCGGCGAUGAAAGCGCUCCCGAGAACGCACGACGAAUGUCUCGAUCUUCGAGUAUCUCGUCACUCGGUUCCCAGGGCUCCACUGGUUCAGGGUUCGGGAAGAAAGUCAAGAAACUUAUUCGGACUUUAUCGUCGGAUCUGAUCUACUCAAAGGCGGAAGAUAGCGGAGAUAGCGAGCCUUUUUCUUUAGAAGGCAAGCUGCUACCAAAAGCCUCAAGCUCUUCAUUCAUAAACAAACUUAAAGGAACGACAACGCCGGUACUUGACGCUUCGAAACGGAACCGGAAGUCGUCUAACCCGGAAGUCAGUCCGGCUGGGUUGAGAGCACCUCAGGGUGUCACAAUGACUUCAACGUCUAGACCAAAAUCUCCCACAAUUCCUCCUGGAACGACCACUGGUCGCUAUAUUGAGCCCGCAAACUCUGUGGCAACUCAGGGAGCUUCAACGCCCGUGUUGUCUGUCGGCACAAACAUACGGGAGUCCCCCCAGGCUUCUAGGAAAUUUCCCGACCAAGUGAAAAGGCGUGGUAGCGUAGAUUCAGAGAAAGACGUGCUGACGGUCGUGUUAGUGAAAGGCAUGGCCGGGAAGGGACUGGGGUUUACUAUCGUUGGCGGUCGGGGGUCCCCCAGGGGAGAUUUGCCCAUCUAUAUCAAGAAUGUUUUGCCUGGCGGAGCGGCCGCAGCCGAUGGGAGAUUGAGACGAGGUUAUGAGGUAUUGUCCGUUAAUGGCUCUGACAUGACGUCUGUCACUCAUCGAGAAGCGCUAGAUUUCUUCAAGAAUAUUCGACGUGGUGUUGUUACUAUCAAAGUGCGUACCGGGGCUUCAGGGCUCCCGAGCGCUUCAACCUUCAACACUCCCGAACCCUCGCCACACACUAAAAGACGAUCUAGCGAAGAACGAGAAACUUGUGCGGAGUCUUCAAGUUCCAGCGCACAAGACUCACCGACAAUGCUACGGCGACUGAGGCAUAAGAAAAACAAGAAAGCCAAACACACAGAAAUCGUACUUCACAAAGAGCCAGAUACCAGCCUUGGUGUUGGACUAGGUUCUACGCCCCCUGCAGAGCUGAAUGGCAAACAGGGGUUGUUCAUACAGUAUUUAGUAGAGGGGUCACCCGCUGCCCUUGAUGGCAGGCUCAGCAAGGGUGACCAGCUCAUGGAGGUUAACGAGAAAAACAUAUCUACGACAGGUAUAGAGAAGACCUACCAGCUUCUAAACACCCUACCCGCGGGAAAAAUCACACUUCGUGUCAUUAAGGCAGAGCACCAACAAGCCGAAGCGUUGCCUAGCCACCUGAACACUGCCCUGGAGAAGAUGAACAGUGAACGAAAUCUAUUGGAUAAAAAGAUGCGUCGGCCUCCAACCACAGGGAUCCCAUCGGAUAAAAUCAGAGCACAGGAGUCUGGGGAAUCGUUUGAUGACAUCAUGAGCAUAUCAUCAUCCAAUGAGGCGCUGCUACCAUUCGUCCCAAAAACAGAGGAAAAUGUAAAGACUGGACGUGUCUUUCAUCCGGAAGAGAGUGCGCUCUCAUCGGCUGCCAAAAAGCAUUCUCAAAUUGAAAUGGUGACACUAAAGAAGCUUGCAACAGGUGAGCUUGGUAUGGGCGUGACAAUUGACAAGUCACGUGGUUCUACUGUCGUUGAGGGUGUGUUUAUCAAGAGCGUUGCUAGUGGAAAGUCCGCUGACCAGGCCCAGAGUGUCAGCGGCGGGCUCAGACCAGGAGACGAGAUCCUUGAAGUGAAUGGAAUCUUCCUGCGAUAUAUGGACCAAGAAGAUGUCAUCAAGAUCUUUCGCGACCUGCCUGUUACUACGAUAAUGAAGGUGAACCGUGCCAAGCAGGCCACGCCCAUCAGAGGGGGUAACCCCGCCAUGUUAGAGGGGGCCGAGGACACAUUCGAACACAAAGAGAGUGAAAAUAAGGCAGAUGCUGUACCAGAAGGGUUCACGAAAAUGACGGUGGAGAUAGAGAAGCAAUCUAUGGCUUCGCUGGGUGUGUCUCUUGUACCGAGCUUCGGAAAACUCAAAGGGUACUUCCAGGUUCGGAGGAUUCUCCCCGGAAGUGUGUGUGACAGGAAUGGGAAACUCCAGCCCGGUGAUAGGCUGAUCUCCAUGAAUGGCGAAAGCCUCACCAACGUCACGCAUUCCACUGCGUUACACAUCCUCAAAAAACCCACAGACAAAGUUGUAUUAGUGAUAUUGCGUGACGUCCAUGACCUCACCAGCGAAGCAGCCAAUCAAAACAUCGCUGUCGCGCAAGUCCACAAGCCAUCUUCAAAUCGCGUGAUUCCAAAGCUUCCCCCACCGAAAAAUGACUUGAAAUCACAUGAUCACGUUUCAAAACAUUCACGUGAUUUUACGAAUGGUAAACAGGCCAUUGCUUCUGAAGACAGUAAGACGUCUAAGCACUCUAAUGUCUCGGUUGACAAUGACGAUGACGCGUUUGCUCCAGAACCCCCUCUGUCUCCCCCACCCUCUCCCCCAGAGUCUUACAACAGUGAACCUGAGGACAGCCCCCUGGUGGGGCCAUCAAAGCCCCCGACCCCACCCCCCUUUGACGACGAGCAUGCUGCAGAAAAUGAUCUUCUUCUUUCUAGAGAAGAAAGGUCUGACUCACCAACAAACGUGGCCUUCAGAGAAAAGCCUCGUAGAAUAUCCAACAAUAAUACCUAUACCAGCAAGGACAGGGGAGUGUCCUUAGAUUCUGAUACUAGCUAUGGAAGCGACAGUGUUUUCACCUCAGGAUCUGAGGGUAAAGAAACUUCUCGAACUUUCCCAGAUGGUAGCAAAGUGAUUCUUCCCCCUCCUCUUAUUCAAGGAUAUUCAAACAUCAAAAACUCGAAAUUGCGCUCAACGAAGCCCAACUCCGUAGACUACCCUAAAACUACCCCCAAGGAACGCUCGCCUAAAAAACAACUUCAAAUUGGCAGCCCAAGGUCAGCGGUUGCUGCAAUGGAUACAACACAAUCACGUGUUGCAAAGUCUAAAACGUCACGUGAUGAUAUUGUUGCCAUGGAGAUGACGGAGCUGAGGAGCCAGGCAAAGUAUGUUUUCGGUGUUCGACAUGAAUGUGAGCCGUUUGUUAUUGAGUUCCAGAAAAAGUUCCGUAGUCUUGGCAUCAAGGCGGGGCUUAAUGACAGUGGGCGGGUAGUUGUGACGGAGGUGUCCUCGUUUGGACUUGUCGGCAAGGAUGGGAAUAUUAGGGUUGGGGACUAUCUUCUUUCCAUCAACGACAUCAAACUCGAUAACAAAUCUGCGGAGGAAGUAAAUCAGCUGUUAAAGACAUGCCCAAAAGGAAUUGUCACGGUUGAAGCCAAAGCAGGACCUGAGGUAUCCCAACCCACCCCUCCCCCACAGACGCCGUCUGCUACUAGGAGAACUGACACAAGACCUCGACCAGUAUCCAUCGAAAGAGUUCCGCUGAUGGAGGACACGAGUGCGCGUGCGUCGUUGGCCUUCUCCGCUGAAUCAUUAAAUAAUAUAAAUCCAACAUCGGAGAUCUUGACAGGAACGGUUCCAGUGCUAGAGGAGUUAGAAAGGUUGUCCGAAGAUUCCAUAAGAAAUCAUAUUGUUCCCUCCCAACCUACCUCUGAACCUCCGGAAAUACAGAAGUGCUUGGUAUUUGAGAACUUGGGGAUAAAUGAGACACAGGAUAAAGCACAAAUUCAAAUAACGCCAAGGCUACAAAGGCAAAGCAGAGUUAAGGGAGAGAGUGAGGAAUGUCCGCUUGCAAAGGAAGAAGCCUUUGUCAUUUCCACGAAUAGCAUAGAUUCUGUUGAGAACGAGCAACUAAACCUCGAUCCUCCGAAGUUCCCGCCACCACCACCGGUACCAACCGAAUUCCUGGACUCUGUUGCUCCAACUGAAUCGAUGGAGACGAAUGAAUUGGACUGCAGAGAAAAUCAAACAUCCCCCCAGCCCCCAGACGUGCUAGAAAAGAAUUCGUUACAAAUACCCAAUGAUUUACAAGAAACUACUUCACCCCCAAAACAUGAUUUCCAGGAUACCAUUUCUUCACGUAGAACUGAUUUCCUAGAAACCGAUUCACAAUCAAGACUAGACGUCAAAGAAAACAUAAAAUUUGUUGAUAAUGCUUUGUCGGACACGGUCAAGAGAGAAUCUAUCGAUGCAAGUCUUGAUGACAGUCUAAGUCUGUCUCCUCCUACAUUAUUUGGCGAUGAAAGCGAGGACGAAUGUUCUUUUGGAGCUCCGCCGGGUUGGGAAAACGAGGGGCUUCCAGAAGGAGUACCCCCACCUCCUAGCUUAUUCAAUGACGACCUGGAAAGUCUACCCCCUGCUCCACCCCCACCUGUGGACCACGCCCUCUUUGAUACUUCCAUCCGCCCCCCAAGUUUAUUCUCGGAUGAUUUUGAAGACGUUUCUCGUGUCAAACCAAAGACCAAGUCUGAGCUGAAGGUAAAAUCUAAGCCAGCUCACAAAUCUCACAAAAAGCAGACAAGUCCCAUCAAGAUGUUUUCAGCAGAUGAUGCAAAUAACACUUGGGACACUCCUCACAAGGACUCAAAAAAGAGAUCACCGAUAUUAUUAGCUUCACCAAAACUCAGAAAGAAGCACCACAGUCCUCCAUCCCCUGAUCUUGUGUUUGACACAACGCUACCGAGUACACCUCUUCCACCAAAAGCUCUAAAAUUAUUAGGAGAAAGCCAACCCAGCACUCAAAGGCUUCCCCCCAAGGCACUUAAGCUGCUAGGAGAAAGUCCACCGUCCUGCGAGCCGGAUAGUCAGCUACCAAGAGCUUCUCCGAAAGCUCUCAAACUUCUAGGACUCUCCCAAAGUAUCGAUGUUGACAGUUCACUUGGUGCUGAUAGUGAUAAACUAUUCACCUUAAGGAGGAGGGAAGUGGAGGUUGACCCCAAGGCAUGUGAGGGCAUGAAUGAGUUGACAACUCCUGCAAUAGAUGACGAUAUGGCGAGCCUGCCACCUGCUCCACCGCCGCCUGUAGUCUCCCCACCCCUCGGUCCAGUUCUGUCUCGUGCCCGUCCCUUAGCUGACCUCCCCUUAUCUAACACGAGCACUAGCUUGGAUCAGGAUGUUGAUAAGGAUGUACUCGACCUUUCUCCAGAAGUUGAGGACGACAUUGCUAGUUUACCCCCAGCCCCACCGCCACCGAAAAGUCCCGUAAUGUUCUCCGGUUCCGUAAAAUCGCCUCCAGUCUUGGAACGUAGCCAAAUCUGUGAGACUCAUUUUGAACAUAAUCUUAAAUCCAUACCCCUCCCAACAAGUCCUAUUCCAUGUGAGACGACAGAACAAAUGAGCGCUAAAAUACCUGAAGAGCUUCUACCGCCAGAAUUGGACGGCGAUGCAUCAUGUCUUCUACCGGCCCCUCCCCCUCCCUCAAGGCGAUUAGACCUUAAAGAUACACAAACCAAGAGGCACAAUCCUAACCUGCCUCCUCCAGUUCCUCCCCCCAGUAAACCAACAGACAAGUCAAAUCUUCGACCAGCAUAUAAAAAGUCAGCAAACCUUCAUGGCAAGCCGACAACCAAACCGAGCCUACCUCCGCCACCACCUCCUCCUCCUUCAAGAUUAGUCGACUCCCAAGACACAGCUAUAGAAAAGGCAAGUCCAAGCCUCCCAGCACCCCCUCGCCCGCAACAGGACUUGAAGCCAGUGUCGGACAAUUCAAGUGUUAGUCUAAACGCUAGAGAUUCUCCUGGAACAUUUCCAAGAAAAGCAAGCUUUGACAGAGCUAUGGAAAUACUUGAUGAUAUAUUACCUGAUGAAGAAUUGGCUAUGCUACCUCCUCCACCACCGCCUAAAGUUCCCCCUCCCGAGAGUUCUAGGGACGAAUCAACGACGAAUGCUGCAGCGAUGUGUCCAGUGAAGGACAGAUCGAGUAGUCCUGAGGUAGAGGAGUAUGACAGUUUUCUAAGUUCUCCACCACCGUCAAAAAAUGGGCCACUUAACUCAGUCAGGAAGUUAGAUGACCCUAAGGAUGACCUUCCACGGAAACCUCCACCACCCAAGCCGAGACGUAGCUUUACAGCGACGCUAGAAGAUCUCAUGCGAUAUGAUAUAUCCUCUCAAUCUACUCGAUCGACAGCAACAACAUCAGCCAUGCAUUUUCAUCCCAUAGAGAGUGCCUCGUCACAAGAAAUAGACUACUUACAAAAGUUUGAUGGUCCAGAAGAGAACAGACUGGGUCUUAUGGAGCCGGAGUUGAUUACUGACACCAAGAAAUCAGAACAAUCCCACCAAACACAACGUCACACAUCCCCCGACGUCACUGAAGUUGCCCAAAAUGUUAGGAACGUCGUAAAACAACCGUCUUGGGAAAAUGACGUUAUAAAUUUCCGGAGAUUGUCUCGUAUGGAGUCGAACCCUCAGAGCAUACCCGAGUCUUCUUCGAGUUCUUCCAAAGAUCAAGAGCUCGACUUUCUCGAUGACAUGAUGACCAUGGAGGAAAGCAUUGAGUCUAACACUAGUGAGGCGGCGUGUGAAGGUAUUGAUCCCUAUGAAGAAGUCGUUCACUUGUCAUGGUCUCGCAAUAAAGAGGCGACGAACGAGUCUGUUAGAGCUGACAGUAUAAAUGAUGAAAACAAUCAAUUGUCACUAUGUCGCAAUGAUGAACAGUCUUUCGGACCUGAAUGUUUGAAUGCAGAAAACCAAGCGUUUUUGAACUCUAGUGGAUCAUUACAAUCCAAUAAAACUCCAGUUGCAUGUUUGCCCGUGAUUGACAAUCUUAAAGGUAGGAAAGCUCCACCACCACCAGUGAAGGCCUCAAAUGAUUGGACAGACGGAAGAGGCUCCUUUUCGUCUACAAGAUCAAGAUCAUCGUCGGAACCCAUAGAUGCUGAAGUCAUGGCUGCUCAAAGCCCAAAGAAAAGGUCGUCAUCACCGAGCAAGAAACACGGGUUUCCAUGGAAAAAAGAAGGAAAGAAAGACAAGAAAGAAGCACGGUCGUUGUCACCUUCUAAGAAAAAGGAAGAGUCUCCAGAGUCGUCUUCUAAGAAAAGUAGUUCUUGGAAAAGUAAAUUAUUUGGGUCUAAGAACAAGGACAAGAAGCAAAGAUCUCGCUCGCAGUCGCCAGGGAGAGUUGUUUCUCCUCGCGACCUGAGUUCUCCGUCAAUUAAUGAUUCUAGUGAGCAAAAGCCCAUCUCUUCCCCGCCUCUCAAACAACCCCUACUUCCUUUUGGGCAUAAACCUCCUCCAUUGGAUAAACGGGUCUCUAUAGACGGCAUCCAUUACACAAAGGAAGGCGGAGAGGACAUAUAUACAGCGGUCAUACGCAAACCAAGAUCACCUUCUAAGAACUACGCAGGGAAACGGAGUCGGCGACACUCCUCCCCACCCCCUCCCCCUGUACCCCCACCUUGUGACACAGACGAUGUCGACUUCGACAGCGCUUUGGAGUACUCAGACGGGGAAAGCUGGGACGAGUGGGAUGAGACCGACUCGGGGGAUUUUGAUCACAAGCCUGCGAAACGGAAGUCUGUUGUCUCAGUUAACAAUGGGUUCCAAGAAGAGCUAGCCACACAGCUCGGUAAGAAGAGAAGGUCGUCUAGGAAAAAGAGCGAAGAUAAACCCCAGGAAGCAGUUUACGAGAAUUUCGCUGCGAUACGACGAUUCCAGCAAGAAUGCCAUGAAAAGGCAAAUGAAACUGCAGUAAAAGAAAAACCAAAGCCAAAGAAACCACCAAUUCCUAAAAAGCCCGAUUUUCUAAAGCUAAAACAAAAUCCCAGAAAUGAAAUUCCGUUAAUUGGAAGCAAUGCUGAUAAUACUAAGAUGACACAAACCUUGAGUGACAAACCUGUUGAGAGUAAUCCCUUACAACUCAUAGGAACCGAUUCAACAUAUACCAACCUGCCGGAUGAGCAUCCAUCCAUAACAGAGUUAAAGAGACCUGUGGAUACUAAUGCAGAAUUACCGGAGCUCACACCACACUUCCCAUCGUCAUCCACCAUGGAUGAGCUAGGAAAUGACGUAUCUACCGACUUUUUGGGCCAGCCAAUGGUUGAGGAGUCUUUUCCGGUCGAGGAAAGCCCUCGCUUUUGCUUUAAGUUACCGCCUCUACCUGUAGAAAUCCAAGAACCUAGUAACGAGGAAACGAACACCAGUCCUUUAAGUGAUCAAUCCGUAGGUUCUGUACAGUGCGAUUCACCAAUAGAAGAACCCAUCAUUUUACCAUCGGAAGCAAAGUCUGAGGAGUCACAUUUCUACGAUGAAUCGUUCUUCGAAGACCAAAAAGAAGUGGAAACCAAGGAUUUCCUCAGAUUGUCUCCUGUUGCAUCAGUGGCUAGUUCGCCCAGGGUAAUAAGAAGCUUAAGUCUUUCCAGCCGAGGUACAUCUCCUGAGCCUGCAGUGAGCGAGGUCAGACGUCCACCACCGCCCAUGCGCAGACGAUCCUCCUCGCUGCCACAUCUACUACCAGGGGGUCCCCACAUCAGUACACAGACCAGCCUCCAGGAGCUGAUCAAUGCCAGGAAUGAGGGAGCUGACAUCGAGGAGGGUAUUUUAUCUAUACAGCUGUUGAAAGAAGAUCAAGGAAUUGGCCUGAUGGUGAUUGGUGGACUAGACACGCCGCUAGGGAUGCUAUACAUUAAGGACAUCCAGCCUGGAACCCCUGCGGAGAAAUGUGGCCAUUUGAGGACUGGGGACCAACUCCUUCAGGUCAACGAUGAGUGUUUGGUGGGGGUGACGCAUGCAUACGCACUGGAAGUGCUCAAGAAUACGCCGCCGCUGGUCAAACUCACCGUGGCACGGAAGAAGGAUCGUGAAGAGCUUGAGGUCGAUAAUCUUGGCAGACGUAGAGUGGUGGACGAUAGCAAACCGCUGUUUCAGACCGCAGUGGAAUCGAGCACAGUUCCCAAAACAGCCACUGACGUCACAUUAAGCCCAAGAUCUGCACGGGACAUGCGACCACGCCCAUUAUCAUCAUUCGGGACCCCCAAGACCGACGACCCCCGUUACUCCACAAUGUCAUCGUUCGACACCGACGACUUGGAGAACGACCCAGACCGUGAUAGCUCCACCCUGAAUCUUUGCCAAAAUGACGUCCCUGUGACCGUCAUUGAUGGGAUUCCGGGGGAGGCAAGCAGUAGUGAGGAGGACGUGAGGCCGAGUAAAAGUGUGAGAUGGGCGCUAGCGGAUCGCGACUCAGAUGUGUUUACUGUGGAAUUGAAAAAGGACAGUAAGGGAUCCCUGGGGAUUCAUGUCAGCGGAGGAGUAGGCACGAACUGCAUUGAUGUCACGGUGCGUCACGUGGUGCCCCUAGGCGUGGCCGCCAAGGACGGGCGUAUCAGAAAAGGGGACAGGGUCCUGUCGGUGAAUGGUCGCUCUACAAAGGGACUCACCCACCAGGAGGUUCUUAACCUGUUACAAAACCUCCCCAGGAGGGUGGUGCUGGUAGUGUCACGUUCUAACUCCCCGCGCAAACGCAGUUUAUCACUGUCGUCUUUGAACAUCCUGCACAAUAAAUCGUCCGAGAAAGAGCCCACCACAGAGUCGGACGCAUGGCCUACAAAGAUGGAGUCCCCAAAGAAGAAAAACCUCAUGAGUCCAAGCGAUGUGAAUCCGCCUUCUUUAGAAAAAAUCCCCCUUACCCUGGAGCGUGAGAACACCGACUCUACGUAUGAUCGCUUCAAAAAGCGUCUCUUCUCCGGAGGGAAUGGCAAAGCGUUUAAGGAAAUACUUCAAAAGACUCCCCCAGAACCGUCUGUUAAAGAAAUAACACUGGAGAAGGGGCCGUCCGGUUUGGGGUUUAGUGUGGGGGGUGGACGGGACUCAUUGUAUGGGGACACGCCUAUUUAUAUCAAGUACGUAUUUAAGGACAGCGCGUCCUCGCGCAGUGGGCUGGAGAUUGGGGACGAGGUUCUUGAAGUGAAUGGACGGCACAUGCGCGGUAUGACCAAUGUUGAGGCUCUAGAGACGAUCCGCGCAUUGCCUUAUGGGGCUAUAGUUAUUCGAGUUCGUAGGAAAUGACAUAAUGAAGGCAGUUGUGUAGUCUCGUAUAAUAUACGGAAAUGGCGUUAGUUUACUGUACGACGCCGCUAGCAUGGUCACCUUGACAAUUUUAUGAAGAAUACCAAUUAAACCAAUGAGGAUGCGAAAAACGUGCUAUCUGAUUGAUAUGAACUUCAUUUGCCAAUCAGCGAGACAAAAAAAACUGCCUGAGUGUGCAUAAGAAGCUUGUAUCCAUUAUCUGUGAUUCUCGCGCGCUCAUUGGUUAACUUGAAAAACAUUAUAUUGGUGGACACGGUAGCGCGUGUCGCACUAUAAAACUUUGUAUUGGUGGCCACGGUAGCGCGCGUCGCACUAUAACACUUUGUAUUGGUGGACACGGUAGCGCGUGUCGCACUAUAACACUUUGUAUUGGUGGACACGGUAGCGUGCGUCGCACUAUAAAAAAUUUGUAUUGGUGGACACGGUAGCGUGCGUCGCACUAUAACACUUUGUAUUUGUGGACACGGUAGCGCGCGUCGCACUAUAACACUUUGUAUUGGUGGACACGGUAGCGUGCGUCGCACUAUAACACUUUGUAUUGGUGGACACGGCACUUUCUUUUUAUUGAAUCGAAACAUCGUACUGUGCUUAUAGCUGUGUUAAUAAAAUUAAUACCUUUCUUUUUUAAUGGCGAAAAUAUAAUUCUGUGGUAGAAAUCUGUGGGGUGAGCCCGCAAAGACCGCUGGGUCUCCGAAAUGAUGGUUGAUGCGAUGGAAAGCUAUUAAUUUCUUUGUAUAACACAUAACUAAGAUAAUUUUUGGAAAUUAUUGCACGUGGAUGCAUGAUCUUGUACUUCUCUGAUAUCUUUGUAAAGAAUACUGGGUUGAUAUGCUUACCAAGAUUUUAUGUCAUUUCGCUGUUUUAGUCUGCAUUGUAUAUUUGUAAAAUAGAGAUGAUUUAUAAUGUAUAAAUAUCUUGAAAGAAUUGAUCUUCAAAGAAAUCUCGUACCCUAUGGAUACUAUUUAAUAUAUUUAAGAAUCUAUGCUUGCCGUGUUCCGUGUAUAUUAUCCUAGUUUAUUUAGGAUUGUUUUACAGGUUAUUUACAGAAGUUUUUUAUUUCUAUAUAUUUUUUUCCAUUUCUAUAUUUUUGCAUGAUUGUAUUGGUGAAACAAUCUGUCAGGGUGUUCAUUUAGGCCAAUAAAAGAAUGGAAUUUGUA